Labeo rohita (rohu) is the source of this 6688-nucleotide messenger RNA. RefSeq lists its product as uncharacterized. The record is from RefSeq and is a predicted model, not a curated record. The transcript is spliced from 41 exons. Gene Ontology annotation, biological process: cell-matrix adhesion; proteolysis. Gene Ontology annotation, molecular function: serine-type endopeptidase activity. Bases 83 to 6394 code for a protein of 2103 amino acids. Lineage: Eukaryota; Metazoa; Chordata; Actinopteri; Cypriniformes; Cyprinidae.
AUACACAAAAAACAGCCGUUGAACAUACUGCAGAUGCAAAGUCUACAUUGUAAGAGAGCCAACUGAAGCUGCUUACAUUACAAUGGAAUUUCUGAAAACUCUGAUGCUGAUAAUUCUCAUCAGUGUCACAAGAAAAACUAUAAAAGCCCAGCGCUGUGGGAUUUCCUCACUUAGCAUUCCUGCUGUAGAGGGAGAGGAUGCAGCUGUGGGGAACUGGCCUUGGCAGGUCAAUCUACAAUAUUUUGGCUAUCACAUCUGUGGAGGGUCCCUAAUCAGCCAGGAAUGGGUGCUCACUGCAGCUCACUGCUUUUACUACAUAUCCUCAGCCAGUUACUGGACUGUUUAUCUGGGUAGACAGAGCCAAAAUAUGUCAGUCUCUAACCCACAAAAGGUGAUUCGAGGAAUCCGAUCCAUCAUUAUACAUCCAGACUAUAACCACUCACAGCUUAUUAAUGACAUCGCCUUGCUGAGACUGAGCAAGCCAGUCAACUUCACCAACUACAUCAGCCCGAUCUGUCUGGCUGGUAAUGACAGUGCCUUUCACAAUGGCACCACCUGCUGGUCCACUGGAUGGGGAGAACCUGGCUUUUUAGGUGCUUCUGGAACUCUGCAGGAAGUAAAGAUGAAGGUAGUGGGGAAUAAGGAGUGUAACUGCAGGUUACAAGACUCCCCACUUUGGGACAAAACAAUCACUCCAAAUCUGAUUUGUGCUGGAAGAGAGACUGGCGAAGGAACAUGUUUUGGAGAUUCUGGUGGUCCAUUACAGUGUAAGCAGGGUUCUGUAUGGAUCUUAGCUGGUGUCACUACUUUUGGGUCAUUUUGUGGCACUGGAAUUGCACCUGACAGCUAUGCUAGAGUCUCCAAAUUGCAAAACUGGAUCUUGCAGAACAUUAAUGGAUCAGAAAUUGGAUUUGUGAAUUUUACAUCUGAUGGUGAAGAUAAGGACAGCAGCUUCCUGUGCAAUGAAGAUAUAGAGCUUUUCUACCCAUUUGGAAAUACAGACAUAAAGAAUCCCGUUCAAGAUGAUGGAAGCUCUCCAGUAAUAUUACUGAAAAAGCCCUACGUAUAUUUUGGACAUAUUUAUCAACAGAUUUAUGUUAAUAACAACGGCCAUUUGACGUUUGAUGGGCCUCUUUCACAGCCAACACCCAGCUAUUUACAUUCACAACUCAACAGGGACAUCAUUGCUCCCCUUUGGACAAACAUGGACAAUACUGUCAAUGGAACAAUCUUCUAUCGUCAGGUCACCAGUGGUAGACUCUUAAUAGCAGCCUCAAACAACAUAACAAAAUACUUUCCAAAUCUGAACUUCACUGCCUCAUGGCUGUUUAUUGCCACUUGGGAUAGAGUGCCAUACUACAACAACUCACAGUCGAGUUCAUCUUUUCAAGUUGUUCUGGCCUCUGGUGGUUCUCUGUCUUUUGUCAUGAUGAACUACGGAAAUAUCUCCUCUGCAAAUCAACAGUUACAGGCUGGCUAUGGCACAGUAAACUCCACAAAUUAUUUUUCAAUUCCUGUGCUUGAUGAAAAUAAGCUCUUCAACUCCAGCAAUGUCAAUAUGCCGGGUCACUGGAUAUUCCGUGUUGAUGGUGGACCUGAGGACGGAAUUUUCUACCCAUAUGGUGAUGAGGAUACAAAGAACCCUGCAGAGGAUUUGGGAAGUUCUCCUCUGAUCCCCCUGGCGCAGCCGUUUGUCUACUUUGGGAUUAUUUAUGAUCAACUACACGUGAAUAACAAGGGGCAUUUGACUUUUAAUGAGGCAUUUUACCAGUGGUAUCCCUAUAAUUUUCCUGCAUACUCGACUAGAGACAUCAUCGCUCCACUAUGGACAGACCUUGACAUUAGUCUUAAAGGAACCAUCUCUUACCGACAAGUAACAGAUUCUCAUCUCCUGAAUCGUGCCACUAGAGACAUAAACCAAUAUUACCCCAACCUGAACUUCUCUGCUUCAUGGGUUUUCAUUGCAACGUGGGAUAAAGUACCGUACUAUCUAGACACACACACAAUGUCAACUUUUCAAGUGGUUUUGGUGUCUGGCAAAAACAUGUCAUUUAUACUCAUGCAUUAUGAUCAUAUUGCCCCACCUCCAUAUGAUGUAGAGUCCGGCUAUGACACAAGUGAUUCAAUUGAUUUCUUUUCAAUUCCUGUCUCUGACACUACAUAUCUGCCAUACACAAGCAAUGUCAACGUCAUGGGUCGAUGGGCAUUUCGAGUUGACCUUGAAUUAGAAAACAAUGGUCUGUUUUAUCCAGCUGGCUAUCAGGACUCUCAGGAUCUCUGUCAAAGUGAUGCAAGCUCACCAGCUCUGCACUUGCAGUAUCCUUUUUUGUACUUUGGACGCAAAUACCACAACAUAUAUGUCAACAAUAAUGGAUAUCUGACAUUUGAACCGUUUUAUGAAGGACUCCCCAAGGCUUUCCCUGCCAACUCUACUAGAGACAUUAUAGCUCCACUCUGGGCAAAGUUUGACUGUAGCGUCAAUGCAAGCAUCUCCUAUCGCAUUGCAACUCAAGGCCGUAUUCUGGACCGGGCAAAAAAUGAUGUCAAACAAUAUUUCCCACAGUUUGGGUUCCCAAUACAUACAGUCUUCAUCGCUACUUGGAAUAGGGUGCCCUAUGUAAACAGCACCACGAUGGAAUCCUCCUUCCAAGUUGUUCUAGUCAUUUUCAGGACUCUUUCCUUUGUCAUAAUGAACUAUGGAAAUAUCUCCUCAACUGAUCAAAGCUUUCAGGCUGGCUAUGACACAUUAAACUCAACAAAUUAUUUUUCAAUCCCUGUGCCUGAUGAAAAUAAGCUCUUCAACUCCAGCAAUGUCAAUGUGUCAGGACGCUGGGUAUUUCGUGUUGAUGGUGGGCCUGAAGAGGGAAUUUUCUACCCAUAUGAUGACGAGGAUACAAAAAACCCUGCAGAGGAUUUGGGAAGUUCUCCUCUGAUCCCCCUGGCACAGCCGUUUACCUACUUUGGGAUUAUUUAUAAUCAACUGCAUGUGAAUAACAAGGGACAUCUGACAUUCAAUAACCCAUUUUACCGGUGGUAUCCCUAUUAUUUUCCUGCACGCAUGUCUAGAGACAUCAUUGCUCCACUAUGGACAGACAUUGACAUUACACAUAGAGGAACCAUCUCUUACAGACAAGUAACAGAUUCUCGUCUCUUGAAUCGGGCAUCCAAAGACAUAAACCAAUAUUACCCUAACUUGAACUUCUCUGCCUCAUGGGUUUUCAUUGCAACGUGGGAUAAAGUACCGUACUAUGAACACAAAGGGACAGAGUCAACUUUUCAAGUGGUUUUGGUGUCUGGCAAAAAUAUGUCAUUUAUACUCAUGCAUUAUGAUCAUAUUGCCCCACCUCCAUAUGAUGUAGAGUCCGGCUAUGACACAAGUGAUUCAACUGAUUUCUUUUCAAUUCCUGUCUCUGAUGUUACAUACCUUUCAUACACAAGCAAUGUCAACGUGAUGGGUCGAUGGGUAUUUCGAGUUGACAAAGCAUCAGAAAACAAUGGACUGUUCUAUCCAUUUAGGAAUGGGCAAAAACAAAACCUUCAGGAGUAUUAUGGAUUUUCAGAGCACUAUUUGGAGACACCAUUUUCUUAUUUCGGGUUCAGAUGCAGCUCUGUUUAUGUUCACAAAAAUGGAUUUCUUUUUUUCAACUGGCUAUCAUUUCCAUUAAGUCCCCCAACUCUUCCUGCAAAAGAAGACAUUGUUGCUCCACUAUGGACAGAUAUUGACAACAGUGAUUUAUACUUUCAAGAAUUCAAGGGUGUUCGAGUACUACAACGAGUUACAAAUGAUAUACGUCAAUAUUUUCCUCAUACAAAUUUCACUGCUGACUCAGUUUUUAUUUGUACUUGGGAUAAUGUGACAUAUUCCAACACUUCAGCUCAGAAUUCCUCUUUUCAAGUACUGCUGAUCUCCGGUUCUGGUUUGUCAUUUAUUGUAUUUAAUUACGGCGGCAUUCCCCAAACUAAAGAGAUUGCACUGGCAGGAUAUGACACUGAUGAUUCAACUAGUUAUUAUACAAUUCCUGUGUCUAACGUCGCUAGCCUGACCCAGUCCACAAAUGUCAAUGUUACGGGCCGUUGGGCUUUUCAUAUUUUGCCAAUCAAACGUGGUCUGUUUUAUCCAACUGGCUAUCAGGACUCUCAGCAUCCCUGUCAAAGUAAUGCAAGCUCGCCAGCUCUGCACUUGGAAUAUCCUUUCUUGUACUUUGGACGUAAAUAUCACAACAUAUAUGUCAACAAUAAUGGACUUUUGACGUUUGAACCGUUUUAUGAAGGACUCCCCAAGGCUUUCCCUGCCAACUCUGCUAGAGACAUUAUAGCUCCACUCUGGGCAAAGUUUGACUGUGGUGUCAGAGGAAGCAUCUCCUAUCGCGUUGUAACUCGUGGCCGUAUUUUGGACCAGGCGACAAAUGAUGUCAAUCAGUAUUUUCCUCUUUAUGGGUUUUCAGUACACACAGUCUUCAUCGCUACUUGGAAUAGAGUUCCCUACUUGAACAGCCCCACAACGGAAUCCUCCUUCCAAGUCGUUCUAAUCAUUUGCAGAACUCUUUCCUUUAUCAUAAUGAACUAUGGAAAUAUCUCCUCAACGGAUCAAAGUUUUCAGGCUGGCUAUGAUACAAUAAACUCAGCAAAUUACUUUUCAGUCCCUGUGCCUGAUGAAAAUAAACUGUUCAACUCCAGCAAUGUCAAUGUACCGGGACGCUGGGUAUUUCGGGUUGAUGGUGGACCCGAGGAGGGAAUAUUCUACCCAUAUGGAGAUGUUGAGGAUGAGAUGAGCCCGCAGUUGGAUGAUGGAAGUUCUCCACUGAUUCCUCUGCUGCAGCCAUUUGUGUACUUUGGCCAUGUAUAUGACAAAAUAUUUGUGAAUAAUAAUGGAGACCUGACCUUUGAUGGACCAUUUUACCAGUGGUAUCCCCAUUAUUUUCCUGCAUACUCAUCCAUAGACAUCAUUGCUCCACUGUGGACAGACAUUGAUAAUACUGAGAAAGGAACCAUCUCCUACCGACAAGUAACAGAUGCUCAUCUCUUGAAUCGGGCUUCAAGAGAGAUAAAUAAGUAUUUUCCCAACUCAAACUUCUCCGCCUCUUGGGUUUUUGUUGUUACAUGGGAUAAAGUACCGUACUUUGGAAACAAAAAGUCAGAAUUGACCUUUCAAGUGGUUUUGGUGUCUGGCAAAAACUUAUCAUUUACACUCAUACAUUAUGAUCAUAUUGUCCAGCCUCCAUAUGCUGUAGAGUCUGGCUUUGACGCGAUUAACUCUACUAAUUCCUUUUCAAUUCCUGUUUCUGACAUCGCACAUCUGUCAUACACAAGCAACGUCAAUGUCAUGGGUAGAUGGGUAUUUCGCGUUGACAAUUCAUCAGAAAGCCAUGGAUUCUGUACCAAAACCAAUCCCCAAGCUUCCUCAGAUGAUGUUUCUAGUGCUCUGAUGUGUGGAAUAACCCAAGUUACCACCAGCAGCGGGAUAGUAGGAGGUCAGAAUGGUUCAGCUGGACGCUGGCCCUGGCAGGCUAGUGUUCUUCGGUUAAGCAGACACAUCUGUGGAGGUUCUCUCAUCAACAAAGAGUGGGUGCUGUCUGCUGCCCACUGCUUUAAUGGCAAAGGGCAGUCGUGCUAUUUCCGAAGGAUCCCCCCCUCUUUUUACACCGUGGUUUUGGGGCAACAGACCCAGGAAGGCUUCAACCCCAAUGAAGUAUUCAGAUAUGUGAGGUUAAUCAUCAAACAUCCCAGUUACAACCAUUUAACAAAUGACAACAAUAUCGCCCUUCUCAGCUUGAGAUCACCCGUCACCUUCAAUGACUACAUCAGACCUGUGUGUCUAGCAGCUCAUAACAGUGUGUUCAACAGAGGCACAGACAGCUGGAUCACUGGGUGGGGUGACAAUGGUGAAGGAGUGGCUCUUCCAUCCCCUAAUGUUCUACAGGAAGUUUAUGUUCCUAUUAUUGGUAACAGACAGUGCAACUGUCUCUAUGGAGUUGGAAAUAUAACAGACAACAUGAUCUGUGCUGGUCUACUGGAAGGAGGCAAGGACUCAUGUCAGGGGGAUUCAGGAAGACCGAUGGUGAGCAGACAGAGCUCUGUAUGGGUUCAAUCUGGUAUUGUUAGCUUUGGGACUGACUGUGCCCGACCUGAACUUCCUGGUGUGUACACCAGAGUAUCACGCUAUCAGGAAUGGAUCAGCUCCUUUGUGUGCAGCGAUCCUCCAGGUUUUGUGCAGUUUACCCCUGCUGGAGCCGAUCCUGACUACAGUUAUAGCUGUCCAGGACUUCCUCUUGUAUCAUUCUCAUCCAUAGAUACAGAAUCAAAAAUUUCGUCUUUUGCAACAUCUCCUCCACAAUAUUCUUUGCCAUCUUAUCUUCUGUUGCUUCUUCCAAUACUUUCUUUAUUUUAUAUGUAAAGAUACACAUUCAGUAAGAAUUUUUAAAUGCAGAUAAAGGCAUCCUUAUUUCAAAAACAUUUACAUUUUAUUGAUUCCAAACUUUUAAAUGAUAGUGCAUGUGCACUACCAAUUGAUUAGCAAUUUUAUUUUUUCACCUAUGUUUAAAUAGCUCUAAAUAAUAAUUCAUUUCAUACUCUGCAUCACAUCAAUUUUUAUAUACUGGAGAAUGAUAAUUUAUUAUUUAUCUUUUAUUUCUAAUGACUUUGUCAGCAGAUAUAUAGUUUGUCAAAUCAUUUGUGAAGAAAUGGAUGC